This is a messenger RNA of Suillus discolor, 959 nucleotides long. RefSeq names its product kinase-like domain-containing protein. The record is from RefSeq and is a predicted model, not a curated record. The transcript has 7 exons. Bases 115 to 882 code for a protein of 255 amino acids. Lineage: Eukaryota; Fungi; Basidiomycota; Agaricomycetes; Boletales; Suillaceae. Gene Ontology annotation, biological process: protein phosphorylation. Gene Ontology annotation, molecular function: protein kinase activity; ATP binding.
CGAUCCAACAAGGCUCACCAGAACGUCGGAGCAUUUGCAAAUGUCCAUAGGUGCAGGCUCGAUCUAACAGGCACCAAUACUGUACAAGUGGUUUCCCGCUAUCAAUCCCCUUCCAUGUCAACUUGUGCUGACGUCGCAGUCAAGGAAAUAAUUUUGAGAGGCGAUACAGACAUGUUGACGAUUAUCAAUCGAUUGUUCAGAGAGGUUACGAUAUGGCUGAAACUUAAACACAAGAAUAUCGUUCCUCUUUGGGGAGUUACAGAUGGCUUUGGCUCCCUCCCAGCACUUGUCUUGCCAUGGUUAGAAAAUGGAGCGCUGACCGGAUACCUUCAACGUGAGCACGAAAGGCUUUCUUACACCGAAAAGUUUGCACUGCUGAAGGACAUAGCUGAAGGGCUUCAGUAUCUGCAUUCGCGGUCAGUUACCCAUGGUGACUUGAGCGGCAAUAACGUUCUCGUCGAUAAAGAUGGAAAAGCAAGCCUCGCCGAUUUUGGACUCUCUGCUCUUGUUCCUGAGAGAAUAAGUCAAGCAUUGAUGCCAACCAACAACGGAGGCGCCAUAGCCUACAUGCCGCCAGAAUACCUGGCGGUCGAUUAUGAAGGCAAUGCAUCAGCGCCGGUAUUCUCUCCGAAAAGUGAUGUAUACUCUUUCGGAGGGAUCAUGCUACAGGUAUUGGAGGGCAAGGUCCCAUACCAUUACAUCCGCAACCAUGCAGUCAUAAUGACCACCAUAUUACGCGGGAAAAAGCCCAGAAGGCCGUCCGCUCCUGUUGUCAGGGACAGCGACUGGAAUUUCAUGGAGAGUUGUUGGUUAGAAGAUAUGGAGCGUCGGCCCUCUGACGAAGACAUACUGGAAUUCGUGGAAGAACGGGCUAGAAUUUAGUCCUAAUUAAUGUUACCUUUGUACUUGUUUUUUUCAUCGCGUGUAGAUUAGGAAGCAUGGAGGUUGUCUGGACACAA